Molecule: messenger RNA, 1804 nt
Organism: Cannabis sativa
Lineage: Eukaryota; Viridiplantae; Streptophyta; Magnoliopsida; Rosales; Cannabaceae
Product: methylsterol monooxygenase 2-2
Exons: 9
Coding region: 813-1373 (186 amino acids)
Biological process (GO): sterol biosynthetic process; 4-alpha-methyl-delta7-sterol oxidation
Molecular function (GO): iron ion binding; C-4 methylsterol oxidase activity
Source: RefSeq, a predicted model, not a curated record
UUUCACCAUACACACUUCCUACUACUACACCAUACUACAACUGCUACUUCUCUCCAUCUCUCUUUCUAGAUUGUACCGCAUUCUUUUCUUUUGUUUAUUUUUUUUUUUUUGUUUUUCUCUUCACUCGCAGAUCAACUUCUUCUACCCUUCAACGCUCUUUCAUGGCUUCGAUCAUCGAAUCUGCCUGGCAGAUUUAGGUAACUUGGAAAUAUGAACGAAAUCGUGUUGGGAGUUUGGAAUUGGGAUUUUUGAUAGGGAAAGGCACUAAGAAUUGAACAUCUAGAGCGGAAUCGAGCUAGUGCCUAGAAAAGCUAGAAUUGAAUUUCCUCAUCAAACAAAAAGACUACGAAAUUGUCAGAAAUUUUCUUAGUAAUGGCUGCAAUUGUAGCGACUUUUUGCAUAUAUGAUUUGCUAUCUCUGGAUCGCAUACCUUGAGCCAAGGCCUAGGCACAUGAAGCUAUGUACUUUGGCAUCUCUCACCAUAUUUUUUUUUUUUGGCUUGAGAAUUGUUAUUUUCUGCUUGAUUAUUUACUCAAUAUAUAUUGAAGUUGCUGACCUUUUUGUUCAUUUGAUGGGAUGCAUGAUGUGUGUAGUAUCUUAUCACAAAUUUCAGUGAUUUUCAACUGGCAUGUCUUGGAAGCUUCUUUCUCCAUGAGAGUGUUUUCUUCUUAUCUGGGCUUCCCUUUAUAUAUCUUGAGAGAGCAGGAUGGCUUAGCAAGUACAAGAUUCAGACAAAAAAUAACAGCCCUGCAGCUCAGGAGAAAUGUAUAACUCGCCUGUUGCUGUAUCACUUUGGUGUCAACCUACCAGUUAUGAUUUUCUCAUAUCCUGUCUUCAGCUACAUGGGCAUGAGAAGUAGUCUUCCUCUGCCGUCCUGGAAAAUAGUUUUAACACAGAUAAUUUUCUACUUCAUCUUAGAGGAUUUUGUAUUUUACUGGGGACAUAGGGUUCUCCAUACAAAAUGGCUGUACAAACAUGUGCACAGUGUCCAUCAUGAAUAUGCAACACCUUUUGGACUGACAUCUGAAUAUGCUCACCCUGCUGAGAUAUUGUUCCUUGGCUUUGCGACUAUAGUUGGUCCUGCUAUCACUGGUCCCCAUCUAAUAACACUUUGGUUGUGGAUGGUAGUAAGAGUGCUGGAGACAGUUGAGGCACAUUGUGGGUACCAUUUUCCAUGGAGCCUCUCAAACUUCCUUCCUUUAUAUGGCGGUGCUGAUUUCCAUGACUAUCAUCAUCGCUUACUUUACACUAAGUCAGGCAACUACUCUUCAACCUUUACUUACAUGGACUGGAUAUUUGGAACUGACAAGGGCUACAGAAAGUUGAAAGAGUUGAAAAGAGUUGGAGCUGAAGAAGACAACAAGGAGAUGUAAGCAAAAAAGAACCAUAUAAUAAUUUUUCAGAAUUAGCUGCACUUGAAGAAAAGGGUUUAUUGGAUUGAAUGAGUUAUGGCAGUGUUCUCAUCUCACCUCAGCCUCACCUCACCCUUGUGUGCAACCCACAGCCCUUUUUGUGUUUAGUAUUUCAUUUAGAGCAUGUACUGGAGUGGACUUGGCGAAAAGUGUUCAAUGGACACUUUUUUUCCUUCCUAUUCCCUAGUGAAUGAAAUAGUAACACUUUUAUUCUUUUGCCCUCUAUUUUCAUUUUUGGUUUCUUUUCUCAUUGACGUCUCUACUUCGUACUGCUGCCCAACCCUUUUGAGUUUGAUUAGAUUUUUAUUUUAUUAUUAUUAUUAUUUACAAUUCAGUUCCCUGAAUUGGGGCAUAAUUCUAUAAUCUGAUGGAUUUGUUAUUAUUGAAGGUCA